GGGAGUUAUGCAGUUGGAGAGUAACCAGCAGCUUCUGAACUUCUUCGUGUCAUUGACGUGUAAACAGCAUUCCUCACCGCUCUCUCAUGGUGGGGGCGGUUUCAACAUCUUCUACGAACGACCUGUUUUUCUCUCACUCAUAUUCGGCCACGUGUCCUACGCCUUUCGACUACAUUACACAUGGUUCGAGACUUUGCUUCGCGGUUAAUCAAUCCAUCGAAACUGUAGACAACUCGAAAUUCCUAGAAACCAAUCACACAGCAACGAUAUUGUGGAGACGGUCGUGCUAAUUGAUAUUGAUUUCAUGGAGGGACAAGUGUAAUCGGAGAUCGCAUUUUCAAGUUGAGAAAUCGAGCUCUUCAGGCAUAAAAAAAAAAAAGUCAUGGCAACUGCAACCAUGGCUUACGCAGCUGGUGCAGCUGCCCUUCUAUAUUACACGAUGAACCGUAAAUUACAUUCAACUACAUCUCAAGAGGAUGAUGAUGAAAAUGAGGGUGUUGAUGUGCCCAGCCAUACCCCUUUAGGCAUAGAACGUGUAUCGAAUAGGCUUAUACGGGCCCCUGCAACAUGGUUAGAAACGAUCUCAACCUUGUCGGAGACUCUUAGGUUUACUUACUCCGAGACUUUGGGUAAGUGGCCUAUUGGGGAUUUAGCAUUUGGAAUCAGCUUCCUUCUGAAGAGGCAGGGAAAUUUAAAUGUCAGCAGUGUAUAUGGUGGUAAAGACAGUGUACAGCUCGAAGGGGCAGAAAUUGUAGAUGAACUUAGACAUAUGUUACAGUUGUUAACCCUUUGUUGGCAUUUCUCAAAAAAGCCGUUUCCUUUGUUUUUGGAGGAGACGGGUAAUUCUGAAGAAAAUGUUCUGCUUCAAGAAGCCAAAGCAGGAAUAUUGAAACCGGCUUUUACAAUCUUAGUUGACCACCAAGUCAAAUGUUUCCUCUUGGUAAUUCGUGGAACCCAUAGUAUUAAGGACACUUUAACAGCUGCUACUGGAGCUGUGGUGCCAUUUCAUCAUACUGUAGUGCAUAAGGGAGGAGUCAGCGAUUUAGUAUUAGGCUAUGCACAUUGUGGAAUGGUUGCAGCUGCUCGGUGGAUUGCAAGACUUGCCACUCCUUGUCUGAUCAAAGCCCUUGGUGAACAUCCAGGGUACGAAGUAAAGAUUGUUGGGCACUCUCUGGGUGGAGGCACUGCGGCGCUUCUAACUUAUGUAUUACGGGAGCAGAAGGAAUUAGCAGGAGCUACUUGUGUUACAUUUGCUCCAGCUGCUUGCAUGACAUGGGAGUUGGCUGAAUCAGGCAAUGGCUUUGUUACUUCUGUUAUAAAUGGAUCCGACUUAGUGCCUACAUUUUCGGCCGCAGCGGUAGAUGACUUGCGUGCUGAGGUGACAGCGUCAGCUUGGUUGAAUGAUCUGAGGAAUCAGAUUGAGCGAACCAGAAUUCUUAGUACUGUUUACCGUUCCGCAUCAGCACUGAGUUCCCGACUUCCAUCCAUUGCCAGUGCUAGAGCCAAAGUAGCCGGAGCUGGGGCAAUUUUGCUCCCUGUUUCUAAUGGUACACAGGUUGUGAUGAAGAGGGCCCAAAGCAUGGCGCAAGCUGCAUGGACACGUCCUGGCCUUCACUUGUCCUCGUGGUCAUGCAUCGGUCCCCGUCGUCGAGCAACGGUUGUUUGUCCAAGUGCAAAAGAAGAAGAAAGCUCUUCAGGAUCUCUUGCUAGCAAAGGAGAAACAUCUGAGCCUUUUCUCAUGUCCCCCCAAAAAACCACGAGCACAACUGCUGAACUUCCCAUCUCUUCUGGAAGAAAGGAAUGGGUGUCAGAAAUUGAGUACUCCGAUGAGAUUGCUGAUCCUGCUGAUUGUAAUGCUGAUCUUGAAGAUGGGGAGGACCUCAUGGGCCAUAGUACACAUGAAGAUCGCAUGAAUGAAGUUGAGUUGUGGCAACAACUUGAGCACGAACUUUACAGUGCAACAGAAGAAGAUGCAGACGCGAUGAAGGAAAUAAGGGAAGAAGAAGAAGCAGCCCUGGAAGAGGUGGGUGGGAGUGAGGCAGAAAGGACUGCUCCAGAGACAAAGGAGGUUCACAGAUUUUUUCCCGCUGGUAAGAUAAUGCAUAUUGUUACCCUUGAUGCUGGUAAUGAGGAAAGUGAAGGGGAUACCCCUACCUCUAGUCACUCGGACAGUAACCAUUCAGCGGAGACCAAAGUUGGAAUAUUCCUUACCCCUCGGUCACUGUAUAGUAAAUUGAGGCUGUCGCAAACCAUGGUAAGCGAUCAUUUCAUGCCCGUAUACAGAAGACAGAUCGAGAAGCUAAUUAAGGAACCCGAGGAGGAAGAGGCAUGUAAUUCCAAAUCUAGUGAAUAUGCAGGAGAGGUGGUGUUAUAGUGGAAGCUAUCAUUCAACUGAUAACUUACGAGUUUUCGACGUCGUCGGUCUUUUUUGCUCUUUAGGAAUUUGUUUUUCUCUGACGGCCUAGUGACUACAAUCCUUGAUUCCUUUUAUGGUCGCAAAAGAAACCCUUUGGUGGAAGCCACACAAUGGCAGUGCGGUGUCCGUCAUAUCUUGAGUGAGUCCUCUGGGGAAGAGGUUGGAAGGUUGUACCACAUAUUUUCUUGUUAGACGGUAUGAAUAGGACUGACACACUGUAAAUAUGAUGUUGGGCAAAAGUUGAUUCAUGAUUCCUCCAUUUUAAUAAAUUGCUCCUUUGUGGCUCUGAGCA
Molecule: messenger RNA, 2708 nt
Organism: Tripterygium wilfordii
Lineage: Eukaryota; Viridiplantae; Streptophyta; Magnoliopsida; Celastrales; Celastraceae
Exons: 8
Coding region: 383-2374 (663 amino acids)
Biological process (GO): lipid catabolic process
Source: RefSeq, a predicted model, not a curated record